Molecule: messenger RNA, 1455 nt
Organism: Anopheles maculipalpis
Lineage: Eukaryota; Metazoa; Arthropoda; Insecta; Diptera; Culicidae
Product: myoneurin
Exons: 3
Coding region: 1-1455 (484 amino acids)
Cellular component (GO): nucleus
Molecular function (GO): zinc ion binding
Source: RefSeq, a predicted model, not a curated record
AUGGAUGCAGAAGUAUUAUCCCAACAGCUAGCUUCCGAAGAACGCGAUAAAAGCAAAAAGCAACAUUAUGCGGACAACUUUAAUCGCUUGUGCCGGCUCUGUCUGUCCCAGGAAAGGUUGGUCGCUAUCUACUACAAUGUUCAGGGGCGGAAUGUAUACUACAUACGAAAUUUUGUAAAACUGGCGCUUGAUUUGCUUAAGAUAAAGAUCAAUAAGCACGAUGCGCUGCCGAACUUUCUGUGUGAAAAGUGUGAAAGGAACCUGAACAUUAUAACUAACUUUAAGCGGAAAUGUGAUGUAUCGAUGAAGUUGUUGAAUGAAAUUCGUGAUAGCAACAGAUCAGGGCAAGCGGAUCAGUGCGAAGCUACAAAUGACGCUUUAGCGAAGAAAAAACGAAGAAAGAAACCCCCUACCAAACGGGUCAAGCAGGCUUGUGCUGACAUUUUGAAAAAGCUUCCGCAGGAAAUUCACGUUGAAAAAAAGGUUCUGAGCCAAAAUCGAGAAGAUGUUUCUCCAGGUAACACCGACAUUGGCAUUAGCGGUGAGUUCACAAUAGCGCUGCAAAAUGAAGCAGUUAUGCUAAGUCCGAAGCAAAACGAACAGACAACAGAAGUAGCAAAUGAAACUCAACCGUUGGAACAAUUGUCCCAAGACCUACAAGGUUCCAACUCGGAUGAGGAAAUAGAGUUUAUCACUACGGACGAUUAUUUCGAAGAGCAGGAAGAAAUCGAAUGCGUCACAGAGCCCGUAAACAUCGUCCAGCACAAAAAUGUUCCUACCAACAAUACCUCAACUAACAAAGAAUCGAAAAAAGCACCCCAAAAGGAGAAGAUUGUGUGUUCCGUUUGUGGCACCAAAGUGAACAACAUCAAAUCGCACAUGGUCAUUCAUUCGGCUCGUACACACCAAUGCGACCAGUGUUCGAAAAGUUUUACUUCACGCAACAAACUACAGUCACACGUUAACGGUGUGCAUCUGCGAAAGCGAGACUUUAAGUGUGACAUUUGUGAUAAAGCGUUCCUGGAGAAGAACAAUUUAAAAGGCCAUAUGCGCAUCCACAGCGGCGAACGGAAGUUUGCGUGCAAUCUGUGCUCCAAAACGUUCCUAUUUGCGGGAACUUUACGCUGUCACAUGCUAACGCACACCCAGGAGAAACGGCACGAAUGUGAGGUGUGCGGAAAGCUGUUCCUGUUGCGCACGACGCUUAACAAACAUCUGCGGGUGCAUUCUGGUGAGAAGCCGCACAGCUGUAGCGUGUGCGAUAAACGAUUCCGGACGAUGACGCACAUGGUGGUUCAUAUGCGAACGCACACGGGCGAAAAGCCGCUAAGCUGUCGUAUUUGUGGCAUGAGCUUUGCGCAUCAUAAAGGUCGCAGUGUGCACAUGAAGACGAAGCACCCGCAGGAGCUGGUAGAGUUGGGAUUGAUCGACGAUAAAGGACAUUUGAAGUGUUAG